AUGGGCGCGGGGAGCGGGAGUGAUGUGGCCGCUGCGGCCGCUGCCGGGGCUGUGUGUGCUGCUGUUGCGGCCGUGUAUGUGGGCACCCUGCCGCCCGGCCUGCCCGGCGGGGACGCGGGGGAGCUGAUCACAGCCGCAUAUGAGCUUGGAGUUGCCCAUCCGCCCGGCUACCCGCUGUUCACGCUGCUGGCUGGGCUGGCCAUGAGGCUGCUGCCCAGCGGGGCCGCUGCGGGCCGUGUCAACCUGCUGUGUGCUGUGCUGGGAGCUGCAGCAGCCGCGCUGCUCUUCUACACCGUGCUCAGGCUUUCUGGCUCAUAUGCUGGAGGAAUCCUUGCUGCGGGGGUGUUUUCAUUUUCUCGUCUAACAUGGCAGUGGUCCAUCACGGCGGAGGUUUUUAGCUUAAACAAUCUGUUUGUGGGGCUGCUUAUGGCUCUUACCGUGCAUUUUGAGGAGGCAUCCACUGCAAAAGAGAGAUCAAAGAUCGCCAAACUUGGUGCCUUUUGCUGCGGCCUCAGUUUGUGCAAUCAGCACACAAUAGUGCUUUAUAUUGCUUGUAUUGUACCUUGGGUUCUCUUCCUGCUCUUCAGAAAGACGGAAUUGUCCCUAGGCCAUUUGCUGAAGUUGGGUUUAUGCUUCUUGGCUGGUUUGCUGCCUUAUCUCUAUCUGCCGGCUUCGUCCUACCUCAAUCGAGCCCGUUGGACAUGGGGAGACCAGACGACUUUUCAAGGAUUUUUGACCCACUUUCUCAGGGAGGAAUAUGGGACAUUCAAUCUGGCCAAGUCCGAGACUCGAUCAAGUAUGAGAGAUAUGCUGGUCUUCCAGCUGGAGCAGAUGAGGUCAGAGCUGUCCCUUCCUGUCCUUGUCCUGGCACUCGUGGCCUGUUUCAGCACAGCACUGCGGAUAAAGCAACAGAAAUCACCCGUGAUUUGUCUCUUCGCUGGAAUGCUCUGUGUUUAUUCACUCUUUUUCGCCUGGAGAGCAAAUUUGGAUGUUACAAAGCCUCUGUUUCUGGGAGUGGUGGAGCGGUUCUGGAUGCAGAGCAAUGUGGCUGUGGCUGUGCUGGCAGGGCUGGGGCUGGCUGCUCUCACGUCCCUUGGAGGUGCUGUGCUGCAGGGCAGCCGAGUGCUGCCGUGGCUGGAGUGGUUUUCUGCUGGGACUCUCGUUGCUGCUCAAAUUUGGGCCAACUAUAGUGAUUGUGAUCAGAGCAACAAUUACAUUGUUGAUAAGUUUGCAAAAAACCUGCUGUCCUCUAUGCCAAUGGGUGCAGUGAUUUUGCUAAGAGGAGACUUGCCCGGGAACGCCCUUCGUUACCUGCAUUAUGUUGAAGGAGUGAGGCCAGAUAUCACAUUAGUGGACCAAGAGAUGAUGACCUAUGAAUGGUAUUUACCCAAGCUGGCAAAGCAUUUACCUGGUGUUCAUUUUCCUGGGAACCGGUGGAACCCUGUGGAAGGAAUAUUACCCGAUGGGACACUUGCUUUUAAUCUCCACCAUUUCCUCAAAGCGAAUAAGCAUAAAGAAGUGUUUGUCUGCAUAGGUCUUCAUGAAGGGGACUCAACCUGGAAGAGGAGUUACUCGCUUUGGCCAUGGGGUACCUGUGAGAAGUUGGUUCCUUCUGAUGCUGUCUUUGACCCAGCAGAGUGGAUUCGUCUGACAAGAAAUCUCUAUAACUGGACUGAAGAGUAUGGGAGUUUCAAGCCCUCUUCCUGGGAAGCUGUCGCCAAUGAGGAGAUGUGGCAAGCCAGGAUGAAAACAGCUUUCUUUAUAUUUGGCCUUGCAGAAACUGCCAGUGUGCCUGCAGAAAUGAAAGCACAGCUGUACACGUUGGCAUACACUUCCUACAAAGAAAUUGUCAGCUCUCAUCCUCAUCACCCAGUGAACUGGCACAAAAACUACGCGAUAGCCUGCGAGAGAAUGUUGCGUCUCCAUCGGGUGGGUGAGGACCCUGAGGCAUUGCUCUCCGAAACUGUUAAACAUUUCCUCCUCUACACCCAGAAAGCAGAAGAUGAUCCCCAGCGGCAGGAUAUCCUACAGGCUGUGAACCACCUCCAGAAGGAACUGCAGGGGCUGAGGGAAAUGAAAGCUGAGCUGAAGCGGCAAGCUGGGUAGUGCCUGUUCCACUGUGCCCCUUCUGAGGUGCUGAGGAUUUUGACAGGUCCAGAGCUUUGAGUUGGUCACAGCCAAUGUGAGAAUGUUGGGAAAAGGUGACAAAAAGAGCAGAGGGCUCUGCAGGAGCGUACUGUUGUUUGGUAUCCGAUUGCUGUUGCCAAAUGAACAGUUUGUAUGUGAAGAAAGCUCAACACAAAAUAAAAUGCGGUGUUUCAAGAAGAGAGUUUCCUCCUAAAGGCAGCACUGAGAAAAUCAUUUAGAUCUGUUUAUGGAUGUUUAUAGAUGGUUUAUAGAUGCAAAAAUAUAUGUUUUGCCCUUAAACAUCGCUGCUGUUGUCAAGCAAA
This is a messenger RNA of Lagopus leucura (white-tailed ptarmigan), 2450 nucleotides long. RefSeq names its product transmembrane protein 260 (gene TMEM260). The record is from RefSeq and is a predicted model, not a curated record. NCBI's taxonomy places the organism in Eukaryota, Metazoa, Chordata, Aves, Galliformes, Phasianidae. Bases 1 to 2106 code for a protein of 701 amino acids. The transcript is spliced from 16 exons.